AUGCGAUCGCCGUUUGUCUUCGUCUUUGGGCUUUCCACCCUCGUUGCGGCUGCUUACGCCGUAACUCCACCGGCGGCCACUCCACCGGCUGCCACUCCACCGGCUGCCACUCCACCGGCGGCCACGCCGCCAGCGGCUACUCCUCCAGCGACUCCUCCGGCGACUCCUCCUUCUUCUUCACCGCCCUCAGCAUCUCCUACCCCAGCUGCGGCCGCAUCACCCACUGCAUCCGCUUCGCCCACGACCUCCGACACCCUGAGUCAGGAAUUGGCCAGGCUGGAGCGUGAUAUUGGCGUGCUGGAAGCUGAAGAGCGGUUUGGAGGUAGGCGUGGGAGAAGGCGGCAGUGGUUAAGGCGUCGAGGAGGGCGUCAGGGAAGGGGCCAGGGAAGGGGUCAGGGAAGGCGCGGUGGAGGCUUUGUAGCUAGGCGUCGUCGAGGAAGACGCCAACUUCGGGGUUGA
Molecule: messenger RNA, 459 nt
Organism: Drosophila rhopaloa
Lineage: Eukaryota; Metazoa; Arthropoda; Insecta; Diptera; Drosophilidae
Product: classical arabinogalactan protein 4-like
Exons: 1
Coding region: 1-459 (152 amino acids)
Source: RefSeq, a predicted model, not a curated record